Ascochyta rabiei is the source of this 417-nucleotide messenger RNA. RefSeq lists its product as uncharacterized. Lineage: Eukaryota; Fungi; Ascomycota; Dothideomycetes; Pleosporales; Didymellaceae. The coding region runs from base 1 to 417 and encodes 138 amino acids. The record is from RefSeq and is a predicted model, not a curated record. The transcript has a single exon.
AUGGUUGCCCCGGAACUCCGGUUGUCAGACGAAGAGAUUGUCCAAUGUUUGGGCUUUGAGCUUAGUCAAAAGUACAAACCAGCAACGGAUCUGAUGGAAUUACGACAUCUUACAGCAAACUUCUUACUCUUCCCUUGGAGGGUACCUGGUGUUUCCUUUGCGUAUAUUGAUGAUGAAGAUCGGUGGGUGCGCAACCACAGAUUGCUAGGCGACCGCGCCGGUCUGUACAUUUCCCCUGACGGUAUCAUGACUAACGACGUGUCCAUGCAGUUACCUUUCCUCAUCAGGCGUAACGGCCACGUUCUCAGGUCCGACGGCAUGAAGAUAGAAAAGGCUGGCCACGAUGUUUUGGCUAACGAUUGGUUAGUUGAUGAAAAUGGAGACGCAGGAGGUGAAUCUAAUUGGAGGCGAAUCUAA